AUGCUUGCGGCAUCUAGGUGGAUCAAGCAGCGGUCACCCAAGGAGAAGACCGCGCUCGGAUGCGUCGCGGGCCUAGUGCUGCUGAUCAUUCUGUGGCGCACCAUUGAAGAUCACGACACUCUGUUCGUCCUAGCGGAGGCCGCGCACUUUGUGGGCAUCGGCCUGCUUGGAUGGAAGAUUUACAGCAAAAAGUCCGUGGCAGGCCUGUCCCUGCAGACCCAGAUCCUCACUGGCAUGUUCCUGGUCGUGCGGCUGUACUGCAGCUUCAUGAUGGAGUACGACAUCCACACCCUCCUCGACCUCUUGACAGCGGCCGCGACGGCGGCCGUGCUGUUUGCGAUGCUGGGGUCGCAGGUGGCAAGCACGUACCAAGCUGACCUGGACACCAUCAAGUUCUACUAUGUGGUGAUUCCCUGCCUGCUCUGUGCCGUGGUGGCGCACCCCUACACGAGCCACUGGCUGCCUUUCAGGAUCAUGUGGGCGGUGUGCGUGUACCUGGAGGCGGUGUCUGUGUUCCCUCAGCUGCGCAUGAUGCAGAACAGCAAGGUGGUGGAGCGGUUCACGGCGCACUACGUGUUCUGCCUCGGCCUCUCGCGGUUCUUCAGCUGCGCGCACUGGGUGCUGCAGCUGCUGGACGGCAACAAGUACCUGCUGACCGCGCUGGGCAGCGGGCUGUGGCCCGUGAUGGUCCUGCUGUCGGAGGUCGUGCAGACGGUCAUCCUCGCAGACUUCUGCUUCUACUACGUGAAGUCAUACGCAGACGGCACCGGCAUCCUGCGCCUGCCCGUCGGCAUCGUCUGA
This is a messenger RNA of Monoraphidium neglectum, 801 nucleotides long. Its product is annotated as ER lumen protein retaining receptor. Gene Ontology annotation, molecular function: ER lumen protein retrieval receptor activity. Gene Ontology annotation, biological process: protein retention in ER lumen. The record is from RefSeq and is a predicted model, not a curated record. Lineage: Eukaryota; Viridiplantae; Chlorophyta; Chlorophyceae; Sphaeropleales; Selenastraceae. The transcript is spliced from 9 exons. Gene Ontology annotation, cellular component: membrane. Bases 1 to 801 code for a protein of 266 amino acids.